UGAGCAGUUUAGUUAAAUAAUUUACGAGUGAAUUAAAAUUUAUUUGUGAUGACCAUUAAUCCUAAUAUUAAAAAAUCUCCUAUGGGUGUAAGCCAAAUGCAUAAUUUUGAUAAACAUGAAAUCAAAAUAGAAAAGACUGAUAGCCGAAAAGAACCACCAAACGAUAGCUAUUUUAUAGCUAGCUUACUAUUCUUUUUCACGGGGUUAGCAGGAGCCUUACCAUUACAUUUUUUUUUAGUAGCAAAUGAUUAUUGGAUGUAUAAAUUAAGAGAUCCAGAAUAUGAAACUUACAACUUAAGCGAUAAAACCUACUACCAAAAAAUGUUUACGUCUGUAAGUUUAGCAGUCCAAGGAUUUCCAUGUAUGAUUUCAGCAUAUUUGUCAGCAAAAUUUGCUCUCAAAAUAGAUGUCCGUAAACGAUUCUUGUUUACAUUGGCGAUCAUCAGCUUUCUUUUUGUUAUUUUUACCUCACUAGUAAAAAUAAACACCGAUGGAUGGCAAACUGUGUUUUUUAUAACUUCAGUAACAGUGAUUACUGUCAUUGCAUUAUUUCACCCUUUAUACAACAUAACAAUGAUGGCUCUAUUAUCCACAUUUCCUUCAAAAUAUAUCAAACUAAACAUGUAUGGUUCCGCAAUGGCAGGAAUAUUCAGUUCAUGUCUACAAAUAAUUUCGCUUAGUAUUAGUAACAGUCCGAAAGAUGUCGCCAUGAUUUAUUUUUCUCUUGGAACUGGGAUCAUACUUUUCACAUUAUUUCUCACCUAUGUUAUGAAAUACUCACCUGUAGUGGAAUAUUACUGGAAAGGAGAUCAUGAGGAACAUGUUGUACCAAGCCAUACUUUGAGAGAUUUCAAAAAUGUUGCAUUCAUAAUAUGGCCUCUCUUAAUAAUUUUGGUGUUAACUAAUGGUACAUCUGGAUUGGGACAUCCAAAUAUAACCAGUUUGGUAGUAUCUGAUGGUUACAAUGAUCAUAGAGACAAUUUAUGGUAUAGUAAAUAUUUUGUUCCAACAGUGACAUUUUUGGGAACAGACAUUUUUAGUUUACUAGGAAGAUUUUUUGGACAAGCCUAUAUUACACGGAAAAAUUCGCAUUGGUUCAUUAUUUUAACAGCUGUCAGAUGUUUUGGAAUUGGAUCUUUAUUUUUUUUCUGCAAUGCCCGUCCAAGGAAUUAUUUCCCAGUUCUUUUUCCAUAUGAUUUCGAGUAUAUGAUUAUACUAUACCUGUAUUCAUUUUCAGCGUCUUUUAUAAUGACAACGGUUAUUCUCAGCUCACCAAGAAUGGCAGGUGAUCAAGCUGAAGUGGCUUUUGUUUCGAUUCAAGUAGUAGCUAGUACCACAACAACUCUGACAAGUUUUUUGGAUCCCUUUUAUGUUAAAAUGUUAUGAGUAAAACGUUAGAUUUAUCUAAUUUUAUUAUAUUGUUUGAUAUGUCAUAUUCACCACAUUAAAUAACGUCAGUAGACAAAUUUUAAUUUUCUAAUUAAUGUAUGUUUAUAUUGAAAUAAAGGGUUUUCCGGCGAAAUGAGUAGCUAAAAAAUGUGGUGAGAGCAAGUGGUUAGCGCCUAAUGAAGUAAACCCGAAUGUAUGUCCAGUUAGAUUAUUUAAAAAAAUCAAAAGCAAACGAGGUCCUAAUAUAACAACAGAUAGAAUGUUUUUAACAUGUAAUCCAAGUUGGAACGAAACAGAAUCUUCUUACCAGUAUAAGAAUAUGCCAAUAGGAAGAAAUACAAUACAUAAAUGGACGAAAAAAGCGGCCGCAAAAAUUGGUUUGGAUACAAAACAAUGUAAAAUUACUAACCAUUCAAAUAGAG
Messenger RNA from Psylliodes chrysocephalus, 1811 nucleotides. Lineage: Eukaryota; Metazoa; Arthropoda; Insecta; Coleoptera; Chrysomelidae. The record is from the annotation of a GenBank genome assembly.